Leptopilina heterotoma is the source of this 5963-nucleotide messenger RNA. RefSeq names its product 60 kDa SS-A/Ro ribonucleoprotein-like. NCBI's taxonomy places the organism in Eukaryota, Metazoa, Arthropoda, Insecta, Hymenoptera, Figitidae. Gene Ontology annotation, cellular component: ribonucleoprotein complex. Gene Ontology annotation, molecular function: RNA binding. The transcript is spliced from 8 exons. Bases 164 to 1873 code for a protein of 569 amino acids. The record is from RefSeq and is a predicted model, not a curated record.
CUUUUUUCGAAUAGAAAUUACUUUUAAUCCUUUUGAUUGUAUUGGAUUUUUUGGUUUAAUUCUAUUUGGGUUGGCAACAUUGUUGUUCAUAUGAUGGCUGCCUGUUAAGUCUUCUUCGUUCUUUGUGUCUCAUUAUCUUUUCUCAACAUCGAAAAAAAUCGAAAUGACUGCAAAAAAGCCCACCGAAGACUCGAGGGAACCUCCUGAGACGAGGAUGUUGAGAUACUUGUAUAUUGGAAAAGAAUAUAUGGAAUACCAACCAGGCAACUGGUUUGUGCAUAAUUAUUUUAACAUUCAACGGGUACCAUCAAUUGAAGAGAUGGCUUCGGAUUCGGAAACGGAAUUAAAACCAAUUGAAAUCAUCAAUUCGGUAUUCGAAAAAGAUAAGAAUCUUGUUCAAAAUUACGAAACAAUUGUGUUUGCAUUAGCUGUAUGUGCAAGACAAACAAAAAGUGAAAAAUUGCGAUUUCAAGCGUACUCGAAUGUGAAGAAAAUUUGCGCUGCACCCGAACAUUUUUUAUUGUUUACAAAAUUUGUUAAUAAUAUAACGAAGAGCAGCAGUAAGAAAAUUGGUUGCGGCCAUGGAUGGAAACGAGCUGUGGACGAUUGGUAUAAAUCGAAAAGUUACAUGGAACUCGCUGAAUGUGUCACGCGAUGUAACAGCAGGUAUGGAUGGAAGCAUAAAGAUAUUUUAAAAUUGGCACAUUUACCUGUGGGAUGCUUAAAGGCAAGUGACAAAACAAUGCUUCCAGAUAUUCCCGAUAACAUACUGGUUCAAAAUAUCACAUUUUGCUACAUAACUCACGGCCUCAAGGAGGUGAAGAAAAUAUUUGGCGAUUCAAAUAGUCCACAUUUACAAGAGCGUCCAAAUUCUCUCCAAGUGAUGAAAUAUUUAGAGAAGAUAAUGGAGUUCAAGCACUGUGAGGACGAAGUUAGCGCUGCGAGUCUAUUGGAAGUGAAUAAUUUCACAUUGGAACAUGUACCGGGACACUUUUUAAAAUCCGAAGAGAUGUGGAAUGCAUUGAUGACGUCAAUGAAUUAUACCACACUCCUUGAGAAUAUUCAAAAAUUGCACAAUCUCGGUUUCCUGAAGCCAAAUUCGACAAUUGUGUCGAAAAUUGUCGAUAUCUUGUUAGAUCAAGAAAAAUUGGAUCAAGAGAAAAUUCACCCGGCUCAUAUUUUAAUAACAAUUCGAAAUUAUGAAAAUUCGGGAAAACCCUUGAGUUAUGAAAAGCGAAAAGUGAGGGAAGAAGCGAAAAAACAACAUCCACCGCCACCGGAACCAAACAAAAAGAUUGUCAAAACUCUGUAUACUGCUCUUAAUUUGUCUUUUUCGUAUUUGGAGACAACUGGAAUGAGAUAUUUGAUAACAAUUGACAUGAGUAAAACAAUGCAGGAAUCACGUGUUUGGCAUUGCGGUAAUAUGGUUCCAGCGGAAGUUGGUUGCUUGCUGGCACUUUCGCUUUUACGCAGUGAGAAAAACGUGACAAUUGCCACUUACAAAAAUGUCGGAAUUCAUGUCACUAAUUUUGACAAGAACCAUUCAUUCGCUCAAGCGUACACAAAAUUGUCACAUCAGCCCACAGGCAUUGUUAAUCUAAGUAAACCCAUGGCAUGGGCUACGUUUCAAAAAAAAAAGUACGAUGUGUUUAUUAAUGUCGUUGACAUGAUUUCCAUGAAUAAUGAUACAUCAGCAGAAGGCAUUAAAACUUAUCGAACAGAAAUGAAUCUACCCGACGCAAAGUUAAUAAACUGCGUUAUGUGCGAUUCUUCAUACCGUAAGGAGACGGUAGAUAAAAAUAUUUUAACAAUUUGUGGAUUUGAUCAGAAAGUACCGAAAAUCAUUGAGGCAUUUUCAAAAUCAUCCUUUUAAAAAUCUAUUGGCCGGUUACAAUGGGUACGUAAAAAUUAAAAAAAAAAUUUCGUUUAACCAUUCUCGAUAUUAAUUUAACAAAAUUUAUUUAUUCAAUUACUUUUUGAAAUUUGGUUUUCUUUAUAAACCAAUUAUAUUCAGUUUUGCAAAAUUGUUUUCAUUUUUUAAUAAUAUAUGAUUAGUGAUUAUCACUUUAUUCUUUAUAGAAAUAUAAACACGAAAUUAGAGAAGGAAAAAUAGUACAAUAAUUAUAGGUUUCUUUUGGAAACUAAUAUUUUCCUUUUUCGAAAAGAAAAAUUCACCUUUUAUUUUUCAUUGUUAUCUAAUCAAAUUGAAAACAUGAAAACGAUUUUUAUGAUUGUGACAAAUUUGUCUUUUAAAUAUUUUGUUAACUACCUCUUUUUUCAAAACGAAAAAAAAUAUUUAGUCAUUUUAUUUUUCUACUAGACUUACUUAUUAACAAUUUUUUUUUAAAUUUAUAUAAAAUUUUUUUAAAUAAUUUAUUUACUGUUUAGUAUUCAAGUUUUGUGUGUGAUUCAAUUGUUUCUUAAAAUUGAAGAAUAAAUUCAAAAGAAUAAAUUUAAAAGUUUUCAAUUUGUGCCAAAUUUUGUUUCUCGUCAUCGAUGAAAAAAUAUCAAAAACUUCCCGAACUUUUUAAAUGCCUUUGAUUUGAAAAAAGCAAAAAAAGAAAAAGGAGACUGUAUCUCUUAAUCAGUUUAUUGUACAUUUCUUUGAAUUCUUCUAAUUGAAAAUAAAGAAGAAGAAAAAGAAACUGCAUUGGAGAAAAAUAGCAUUAAGACUGCAUUAAUAGCUGCCUAGAAAAAACAAAAAAAAAAUUAUAAAAGUAAUCUUAUGGUGCAUUUGUUGAUUCAUAUAGUGAAAAAAAAGAACAUGAAAAUUUGUCCUAUUAAUUACUCGCUUAUUUCACGAUUCUCGCUCGAUGAAAAAAAAAACUAGACAAAUAUUGUGACAUUACUAAACUUAUGAUGAUAAAUAUAAAUUUUUAAGAACUGUGGGCGCGCCUCUCCCAUAAAAAAGAAAAAUAAUGAUUUCUUUUCUUUUUAAAAAAAUAAAAGAGAAUGUUGAAAUUAUGUCACUGUGAUAUGCAUUUAGCCCCAAAGAGUAUAGACUACAUUAGUAUAAUUUUACUGAUAUAUUUCAUAUUUGCCAUAUCCAAAGUGAAAGAGAAAAAAAAACAACAAAUGAAUAAAUAAUACUGACAAAUACUGUGAUAUGAAAUACGAUGUUACUGUUCGAAAUAGUAAACAAAAAAAAAAGGAUAUUGUAAAAAGUUAAAAAGAAAAUAUUGGAGGCGCGUCACAAUUCUUGCUAAAUGCGUUGAUUAUAGUGGUGAUAUAUUAACUCGUAAAUUUUGUUAAGGCAACGUUUAAGUAUCGAAAAAAUGAUACUUUAAAAAAUAUUACCGUCAAUCCAUUUCGAUUAAUACCGUUUGCGGCCUUUUUUCACUAGUAACAAUAUUGUUGAUAUUCUUUAAAAAAAAAAACGAUUUAAAAAUUUAUUUUCUGAAUUACAGAAAAAUAAUCGCGAUUUCAUUUUUUCCCCCUCAUCAAAAAAAUCGAAUUCGCAUUUCGCAAUCGUGCUUUUUAUCAAAAUGUUGAUUGACUCUCUCUCUCUCUCUCUUUCUCUCUAUUUCUCUAACUCUAUCACUUGCUCUCACUUUUUCUUCUCGAUCCGCUGAUUAACCCCUCUCUGUUUAGAAAAAUCCUCAGUUUGUAAAAAUCUCAAAGAUUUCUACUUUCUACUGGAAAAAAAAAUUGCCAAAUUUCUAGAGAAGAAAACAAUUUUCUAGACUUUAGGGAAUUUCUAAGCUUUAAGGAACAAAAAAAAAGAAUUAAUAGCGUGAAUCACUCUCAGGUACGAAAGACACUUAUUAAAAUAAAUAAAACUUUUAAUUCACGUUAAAAAUAUGGGUAAUUAGCGGAAAGAGUUGUGUUCGUAAAUAAAUAGUAGUUGUAUCACACUAGAAAAUAAAAAUUAAAAACAAAUACAUUAUUCACAUUUACGAAAUAAUAAAAUAAAUAUCGAUUCGCGGAUCAAGUCUGUUCGUUUUUUGCGCGCAAUAAAAACAAUUGAUAGGACUUUGGUAAAUCAUAGGUUGUUAUUGAAAGUAAUCAUAUUUUUUUAGAGAAAAUUUUUCCUAAAACAAAAAAAAAUAAAUAAAAAUAAAAAAGGAAUCUGUACUGAAAAAUGCGCUUAGAGUAUCUGUAAUUAUUUAUACACACAGAAUUACUAGACCAAAUCUCGUUAUUGGGAAUCAUUUUCUAUUAAUAAUGGAAAAUAUAUUAUAUAAUUAUACACAUAAAUAUAUUUAAAAAGAAAGAAAAAAAAAUGCGUUUCUAGUUGCUACUUAUUACAAAAAGGAAAAAAAAAAUAAAAAAUCAGUAAAAAAAAUAUGCUAUAUCAAUAUUCGUAGCGUAAUUAUAAACUAUAAAUAUUUGCGUAUUUACAAGUAUUUAGACGUAAAUAAAAUUGUAUGUAUGUACACAUGGCUGUCGAAAAGGAACUUGAUAAUCCGUCUUCUGCGCACUUAACGAAAACUAUUUCACGUCGACUACUCGAAUAUUAUUGCUUUUUUUCUAUUUUAAUAAAAUAAACAAGUGUACCUUUUCGAUGCUUUGUCUUUUAGGGAAAGUUCUCAUCUACCGAUUUCUUUUUCUAUUUUUAAAAUUAAAAACUAAAAAAAAAAUCGAAUUAGUUAAAAAAAAAGUGACUUUCGAAAAAAAUUAAUAGAUUGAGAACGAUCCUGCUCUUAAUAAUAAAUGUAUAUUCACUAAUUGUAUAAGAGUACGUCCCACGAAAAUAAAAAAUUGCGGCACGGAACUGAUAUUCCAAAUGGUAUAGGAAUAAAGCGCAUUUUUGCCGGAAAAAAAGAAAAAAAAACAAAGAAACUUCUGUAAUUGCAACUCUGUCAUUUGACGAUUUCAAAAGAGCCAAUUUUGUGAUUUAUCGAAAACAAUAUAUUGAAUGUGUUCAAUACUAGAAAAAAAAACUGUUUUCUUUUUGUGAAGAAAAAAAAAACAUUAUACGAAUAUCAAUCGUUGCCUAGCAAGGUAAAUUCCGAUCUUAAUCAGGAAGCACAAGUUACUAGCUCAUAAAUGUGUAUUCAUUCUCAUAGUGUUCUUAUAAACAAAACAAAAACAUAUUAACUCUAAUAUUAGACGAAAUGCUAGCACCUAUGUUCCUUAGAGUUAUUAUAUAUAAAAAAAGAAAAAGAAUGAAAAUUAAAAACCUUUGUUAUAUUUAAUUCUUGCAAUCGUAUUUUUCUUUUUAUGUUCUGUAGAAAAAAAAACAAAGCUCAAGGUUUAUUAAUUUAUUUUUUCUAUAAGGUCUUCUAUAAGAAGUAAAUUUGUGCAUAAAAUGAUUUUUGUGAGUGACAAUUUAUAAACUACAAUCGCAAGAAUUAAAUAUCGGAAUAUUGUGUUCGAAUUUUUCAAUUCACCGCGAAAGUCAGGAUAUAUUUCGACAUAUAAAAAAAAUGCCUAUCUUUCGGCCUUAAAUUUUUAUACAAAAAAAAAAAAAAGAAAGAGAAGAAACGAAACAUUGCAAAAGUUUCGUUUUUGUUCUUGCAUUCCUCUGCGAGUAUGUUUACAUACUAUAAAAACUGUUAUCAAUUUCUACAAAACUGUCUUUUUCUUGUUUUUUUCUAAUCUUUAAUUAUUCAUAAUUUUUCUUGAAAAAAAAUAUUAAAUAGAAAAAAAUGAUGAAAAAAAGCAAAAAAAAAGUGAAAAAAAUAGGAAAAUGAAAAAAAAACCGUUUUGAUUGAUUUUUACAAAUUGUGAUAUUUUUUUUGAAAAGAAAACAAAAUGACAUCUUUAGAAUUAGGAACUAUUUUAACGGAAUAGAGAAAGAAAUUUUCUUUUUUAUGCAAAAUUUUCGAAAAAUUCGAAAGAUGUCUUUUUUUUUGUAAAUCAUUCUCACUAAUUAUUGUUAUAGUAUUUUGAUAUCACAAAAAAAAAAAUACGGAGUUUAAUAGGAAGAAAAUUCGUUACAGAUUUUACUGUUUUCUGUUACAAAUUUAAAAAAUAGGUAUGCGAAUUACUCCCUGAAUAAAUUCAAAAUUGAGUUAAAA